UCGUCGUUCAAGGUCUUCUGGCGCAAGUUAGUCGUUGAGGCAGUCUGUUGUGGGGCCUUGGUCGGGGCAGGCGUCACGCAUUAUCUUGGAAACGGCUGUGGGCGGUCCUGAUCGUCGUUAUAGAGUUCAAAACUGGUCAAGUCAGCUUCCAAAUGAAGGAAUUGAAUGUCAAAAAUUCAUCAAAUGUACAUGAUGCAACAAAGUGGAAGGGCUGCAAGCAUUAUCAAAGGAAAGCAAGAUUAGUGGCCCCAUGCUGCGACAAAGUUUACGUAUGUCGCCUCUGCCAUGACGAGAAUGAAGAUCAUCAAAUGAAACGUCAUAUGGUGGAGGAAGUGGUGUGUGCCUCGUGCGACCACCGCCAGCCGGUCUCCAACUCUUGUGCCCAAUGUAAAACAGUAUUUGGCAAGUACUACUGCAGCGAGUGUCGUCUUUAUGAUGAUACAGAGAAACAACAGUAUCAUUGCAACGACUGCGGGAUAUGCAGAUGUGGCGGACGGGACAAUUAUUUUCACUGUGACAGGUGUGACCUCUGCGUGCCAAAGUCCUUGGAAAACAGUCACAAGUGUCUGGAGAAAGGCGGACACAUGGACUGCGGCGUCUGCCUGGAGGAUAUCCACUCCUCGCGGUCUGGCUCCCGCUCGCUGCCCUGCGGCCACAUGCUGCACACGCCCUGUCAAGAGGAUCUGCUGGCUCACGGCAUCUCCACGUGCCCGAAAUGCAACGCCUCCGUCUGCAACAUGGACCUGAUCUGGCGGAGGAUGGACAAGCAAAUCAAACGCUGCGCCAUGCCGCCCGAACUGCGCCACUGCUUCGUCGACGUGCUCUGCAGGGAUUGUCACCGACGCGGCGAGACCCUCUUCCAUCACAUCGGCUUGAAGUGCACUGACUGCGGCUCGUACAACACCGUGCGGGAGCCCGGCCCUGUGACACGGCGGCCCCGGACCUCGGGAUUCUUCGGUAUCCUCGACCACGUGCAGAACUUGAUUGGCGCAUUGUGAGGGUGACUGCUGGCCGGGCUGAUGGCGUGCCGUCCUGAUGGAGCACACGGCGCGCGUGGGGAAGACGGGACGCGUCUGCGCCCCCCGGCCGGCGGGCGCACCCCCGUGUGACGACGUACCGCAGAUGUGAUAUGUGCCUGGAUAUGGGGGACGGCGGUGUGCUGUGUCAGAUGACGCCGAGGACAGGCGGAUCUGUGGCGAGCAUCGCUGCUGGGAAACUUCAUAAUUUUUGUAGGUGUUUAGUUGCGAGAUCUGUGGAGCGUCGCAGUGGAUAUAUGCCGUGUGAUUGUCGAUAUGGAAGGAUGUGACGACCCCGAACCGAACGCCACUCGUACGUUUCGCUCGUUUCCGAAGUAACGAGCAUGCAACUAGCAUUGCACUUCGUGGUCUCGUUCAUGCGCGGGGUCAGUUCGGUUUGGUGGGUCACCUGACACGGCGUCCCGCUCGUCGCCGCCGAUCAGCUCCGGCAGCUGGCCAAAGCUGUGCGUUGCGAUCAGGGAAGGUGACGGGGGAGGGGGAUGGGAGUGAGUGGGUCUGACCAGCGCCAGGUACACCGGAACUGGACCCGCUCGUUACUCUGUGGCUUAGUGGGGUUUUGCUCUGCUAAUGGGUCAUCACGGCAUCCAUUUAGGUGCUUUGCUUCUCGGGUUGCGUGGAUGGGGAGGGGGAUUUCACCGCCCGUUCAGGUGUGGAGCUAGGCCAGGUACCUUAUGGUCUGGUACCUUAUGGUUCUUAUCUCUAUCUUGUUCUUAUGCUCUUAUGUACCUUAUGGUUGAGUACCGUAUGAUAGGUACCUUAUGGCUCAGCUAGGUACGUUAUGGUCUGUGGCAGUGUCUGCAUUCUAGCUACCAGUUAUGGUCGGCGUCGCCAAGCAUUAUCAAGCAUGUAACACAUACCAGUGGUAGCCUCACCAAACCUAUUCGGGACCAGUAUAUAAAUUAUUCAUCUAGUGGCUUACAACAAGGUCCACAAUACAUUCGACACGUUUCUCUGCCAUACACAGACGCGAUGUUAGUCAUGAAAGUGGUGUAAGCUGUAUUUUCGUUUUGUGAGGCAAUACGCUGGUCACGAUGUUUUAUUCGCAACACACGUUUAUCCAUAACGUGGUCUUUGUUUUUCAUAUACUGCUUUUAAUACAUCUUCCCUGAUCGAAAA
Messenger RNA from Pollicipes pollicipes, 2153 nucleotides. RefSeq names its product RING finger and CHY zinc finger domain-containing protein 1. The coding region runs from base 153 to 998 and encodes 281 amino acids. Gene Ontology annotation, cellular component: nucleus. Gene Ontology annotation, molecular function: zinc ion binding; ubiquitin protein ligase activity. Gene Ontology annotation, biological process: protein ubiquitination; ubiquitin-dependent protein catabolic process. NCBI's taxonomy places the organism in Eukaryota, Metazoa, Arthropoda, Thecostraca, Pollicipedomorpha, Pollicipedidae. The transcript has 8 exons. The record is from RefSeq and is a predicted model, not a curated record.